Molecule: messenger RNA, 882 nt
Organism: Exophiala oligosperma
Lineage: Eukaryota; Fungi; Ascomycota; Eurotiomycetes; Chaetothyriales; Herpotrichiellaceae
Exons: 2
Coding region: 1-882 (293 amino acids)
Source: RefSeq, a predicted model, not a curated record
AUGGCGCCGUACCCGUCUGUUCUGGGCCGAAAUCUAUUUGCACCUUCGCUGCAAACAAGCAAGGCUGUUGUGACGACUCUGGUGAUUGCAGGUUUUACACAAGGUGUUAUGCGCACACCGAGUCAGGUCAAUGCUCUGGGGAAUCUUGUCUGGCUUGAGUACAUAUACGACGACGUUACGAGCACGGGUAGCUGGACGGCGUUUUCUUGCGGUCAAGAAGCUGCUACAAUGUUUGCCUGGCCCGCGAGCCAAGUCAUUAUUGCAUCAAGUACAAGUAUGCAGCCACAGAAGACUCUCAAGUCGAGCUCAAGCUCGAUGAAGACCACGACAAAGACUUCUCAUGCUCCGCCAGCCACCAGCCCAUCUCUUUCGAAAUCUCAGUCUCGGUCUAGGACAAGCUCAUGGUCGUCUACACCCUUCGAUACAGCCACGAUGGUAUCGGUGUCGACCGAGUCCAACUUCCAUUCUGGACACGAGAGCCACAGCUCCAAACCAUCGUCACGAAACACCACUCGACCAUCUUCAUCAUGGCCGUCCUCAUCCUCAUCCUCAUCCUCCUCAUCUGUUUCUGGAGCUUCAGCAUCCUCGUCCUUUACCCACAAUGGAGCCAUUAUAGGCGGUGCCACGGCCGGAGGCGUAUUUCUGAUCAUUUUGUUUGUAUUGAUCUUCACCUGGCAGCGAAGGCGAUCCCGAAAGACACUCAGGACUGAGCAGGAGCGUCAAGUCCAGAGCAUGCAGCGGGAUUAUUACAAUUUUCGAUAUCCUCAUUACGUUGCGGACGUAGCACCUCUUCCUGCCUACGAUGCACAAUUGCAGGCUACAGAGCGAGUGGUGCCCAGUCCGCCGCCGCAGAUGAAUUAUAGCGAUCUCGGAAGAAUUUGA